This is a messenger RNA of Oxyura jamaicensis (ruddy duck), 1383 nucleotides long. It is a transcript of the gene C1QC, whose product is annotated as complement C1q C chain. The coding region runs from base 195 to 926 and encodes 243 amino acids. Lineage: Eukaryota; Metazoa; Chordata; Aves; Anseriformes; Anatidae. The record is from RefSeq and is a predicted model, not a curated record. The transcript has 3 exons. Gene Ontology annotation, molecular function: protein binding.
AAACUCGGACGGGGGCCAGCCAGGGGCUGUGUGUCCCUAUCGGGCUCUUUCCUAACUGUGUGACUUCCUCCGGGAGGGUUAUCGCAGAGAGCCGCAGGUCGUGCGGAGCCAGCAGGCAGUGCCCUCAGCACACAGGGCUCCGCAGCGCAGGAUCCCGCGCCCUGCUCCCCUGCUGGAGGUAAGAGAGCUCCAAAAUGAGGCAGAGCUUUUGGGAGCAGUUCUGUCUGGCCCUCACUCUCCUACCUCUGGGGUCUGCAGUGACCGGAGAUCCUUCCCACAGCUGCUAUGGGGCUCCAGGCCUGCCAGGCAUGCCGGGUGUGCCAGGCAAGGAUGGCCGAGAUGGGCUGAAGGGAGCCAAAGGCGAGCCAGGCAUCCCAGCCAUUCCCGCUACACGAGGUCCCAAGGGUAUGAAAGGGGAGCCAGGCAGUCCUGGUUUGCCAGGCAAGACCGGCCCCGUCGGUCCCCCUGGUCCCCCUGGAGACCCCGGGGAGAUGGGCACUCCUGGAGAGCCAGGCAUGCUAGGCAGCUACAAGCAGAAGCACCAGUCGGCAUUUUCAGUGACGAGGCAGACUGCUGAGCACCCCUUAAAGAACGUCCCCGUGGUCUUCAACCACAUCAUCGCCAACACCAACAACGACUACAACACCACCACAGGCAAGUUCACCUGCAAGCUCCCCGGCCUCUACUACUUUGUCUUCCACAGCUCACAGACAGCCAACCUCUGUGUCAUGCUAUUCAAGAACAUGAGAAAGAUGGCCAGCUUCUGUGACCACAAGACCAACACCAUGCAGGUCAGCUCAGGUGGAAUCCUCCUCCACCUGGAGGCUGGGAACGAGGUCUGGCUGGAGGUGAACGACUACAACGGCAUGGUGGGCAUCGGUGGCUCCGACAGCAUCUUCUCGGGGUUCCUGCUCUUCCCUGAAUAGGGGAGAACCCGAGCUCAGCCCGGCACACCAAGCCCUUUGCCCUGCCCUGCAAAUUCUGUUGCUCGCUGCCAUGCCCCAGGUUUCUCUGCUGGGUGGGAAGCCCCAGCAAGCGAGUCCUCCCCAGCCACAAUCCCCGGGCUCAGGGAUUGCGUGCAGACAGUCACUGAGCAAGGCGGCCAGGCACAUCCAGCUGGAUCUGUGCCUGCAGUGACAGCACCAAGCCCCUGGAGUCCUGCUGGCACUGCCUUGUGCAGCAAAACAUCUCCACCUCCCACGCAGUGCCCUGAUAACACCCCGAUGCCUUGUGCUGCUGGAGCCAGGGCUCAGGGGGCUUUCCGUGUCUCUCCCCUUCCCACACUGGAUGCACCGGGAACAGUCAGGGGUACUGGAGCAGGCUGGAAGCAACAGCUUUGCCAUGAGCUGGUUGUGGAAAGUGUCAAUAAAUCUUUCCCCAGUA